Molecule: messenger RNA, 3000 nt
Organism: Lodderomyces elongisporus
Lineage: Eukaryota; Fungi; Ascomycota; Pichiomycetes; Serinales; Debaryomycetaceae
Gene: NTH1
Product: alpha,alpha-trehalase NTH1
Exons: 1
Coding region: 1-3000 (999 amino acids)
Biological process (GO): trehalose catabolic process
Cellular component (GO): cytoplasm
Molecular function (GO): calcium ion binding; alpha,alpha-trehalase activity
Source: RefSeq, a predicted model, not a curated record
AUGCCGCAGACGUUAGUUGAACCAGCUUCUCCAUACGACGAAUCGUCACCAUUAUCACCAUUAUCACCAACCGCCAAGUCCACUAUUCAGACGGUUCCUGUAUCACCUGGAAACACCGAGUCAAGUGCUGCAGAGGACUAUACACCCACCAACAAUAACGGACUCCACCCAGGAUCAAUUACCAAUAGGCAUCGCAGACAAUCAUCUACAAACUCUAGUGAUGAUGACCCGUACGCUUUGGCUGAGAAAUACUAUGGCGACCACAAGAAAAAGACUUUCAACAAAAACUCACCAUUAUCUCGAGUUAGAACAUUUAGUACUUUCGAAUCUAAAACAUCAAGAAAGGAGUUUUUGAAGCAAUUAAACGAAUACAACGGAGUUUCGGGCUCUAUUAGAGAAGAAUCUGAACCUUCUUCUGGUACAGUUUCAAAAGCCCCUUCACCACCGGCACUGGCACCCCCACUUCCAUCGAUUAAUGCUGAUGCUAAUGAUAAUGAUAAUGAGAAUGAUAAUCCUAAUCAUGGUGGGGAUAACAGGCAAACCAAAAAAGCCAAUUUUAGUUUGAAAAUCUCCAAAGAUAAUAAUGUUGACGACGACGACUACGACGACGAUACAGCUUCCGAGGGCGAUGUAGACGAUAAUGGGGAAGCUGCACGGGAAUUGUUUGGGAAAAAGAAACUAUUCCGCCAACCACCCAUAAGGGAAGUAUCCCCAGACACAGCAACUCCUAGGAAUUCCGGAAUCUCUCAGGACGAUAUGACAUCACUUCAACGAGAGACGUUUGACCAUGUCAAUGACAAUAUCAAAGAAGUCGAUGAAUUCAACAAACAUUUGGAUAACCACACGGUGCACACAUUAAAGAAAAAACCAUCCAUCGUGCCUCUUUACGAGCAUGGCGACAAUAUCUCUCAAGAGUCCAUCAAACUGAACAACCGCAUCAAUUUGCGCAGGGCUUCAAUGGAUGAUACAAUGUUGCGUCCCAAAAAAUACUACAUCAGUGACGUCCAAGAUACUAUAAAGGAAUUAUUGGCAAAUGAAGAUACAGACAAUAAUUGCCAAAUCACAAUUGAAGAUACAGGACCAAAGGUGUUGAGAUUAGGUACCGCCAACUCCAAUGGUUAUAAACAGGCAUCCGUACGUGGAACAUACAUGUUGAGCAACUUGUUGCAAGAAUUGACCAUAGCCAGUAGAUUUGGUAGACACCAAAUAGUUUUGGACGAGGCGAGAUUAAAUGAAAACCCCGUAGCAAGGAUGAAGAGAAUUAUUUCCACUUCUUUCUGGAAGAGUUUAAGUAGGAGUGUUACUGCAGAGAAUAUUGUCGAUAUGUCACGGGACACAAAGAUCAAGGAACAUUGGGUCGAUGAAGAUGGUAACGUCCAUGAGAACCAGGAGAGUCACAGAAUUUAUGUUCCACAUGAUCGAAAAGAUCAAUACGAUUUUUUCAACAAGAUUAAAAACUCAAGGAAAGAUAUCCACUUAGAUGUUCAAUAUUUACCAAAGAAGAUUGAUGCUGAUUAUAUCAAAUCGAUCAAUAAGAAACCGGGACUUCUUGCACUCUCUGCAAAAUCGAACCCCGAGGAUCCUGCAAAUCCGACAAGUUGGCCAUAUGUUGUUCCUGGUGGUCGUUUCAAUGAACUAUAUGGUUGGGACUCAUACAUGGAGACCUUGGGAUUGCUUACCGAUGUCAAACCUGGCCAGAACUUGGACCAUUUAGAGCUCGCAAGGGGUAUGUGCGAGAAUUUUAUAUAUGAGAUUAAGUACUACGGCAAGAUCUUGAAUGCUAAUAGAUCGUAUUAUUUGGGAAGGUCGCAACCUCCAUUUUUAACAGAUAUGGCAUUGAGAAUCUUUAACAAGACCAUUGAGGUAAGCCCCGAGUCUAUGAAUGAUGCUAUAGAUUUCCUUAGAAGGUCAACGUUAUCUGCUAUCAAGGAGUAUGAGACGGUAUGGUGCUGUGAACCUAGACUCGACAAGAAGACGGGUCUAUCAUGUUAUCACCCAGAGGGUAAAGGAAUCCCACCUGAGACGGAAGCUUCACAUUUCGACGCGGUAUUGAAACCGUAUGUUGAAAAGUACAAGAUUACACAGCCUGAGUUUAUUGAGAAAUACAACAAUGGCGAGAUCAAAGAACCAGAGUUGGAUGAGUACUUUUUACAUGAUAGGGCCGUGCGAGAAUCUGGACAUGAUACAUCGUACCGUUUAGAAGGUAAAUGUGCUUAUUUGGCUACAGUCGACCUCAAUUCGUUGUUGUACAAGUAUGAGAACGAUAUUGCAUUUUUGUUGAGCACAUUUUUCCAUGAUCAAUUGGAAGAUACCGAUGGCAAAUUGCAUUCUUCGGAAAUUUGGAUCGAGAGGGCCAAAGAAAGGAAGCAAAAUGUCGACAAGUAUUUGUGGAAUGAAAAGGACUCGAUGUACUAUGACUACAAUGUUUAUGAAGAGAAACAGGAAGAUUACGAAUCAGCUACAACUUUUUGGCCAUUAUAUUCCAAACUUGCUUCUGAUGAGCAAGCUGCUAAAUUAGUGCAUGAUUCCAUCCCCAAGUUUGAAGAACAUGGUGGUUUGGUGGCUGGUACUUUGAAAUCUAGAGGUGAAGUUGGUUUAAGUAGGCCAUCUCGUCAAUGGGACUAUCCAUUUGGAUGGGCCCCACAACAGAUCUUGGCAUGGAUCGGAUUGGUAAAUUAUGGCUAUAUGGGUGUAGCAAGAAGAUUAGCUUACCGCUGGCUAUUUAUGAUGACCAAGUCUUUUGUUGACUACAAUGGUGUCGUUGUGGAGAAGUAUAAUGUCACAAAAGGAGCUGUGCCACACAGAGUUGAUGCUGAGUAUGGUAACCAAGGGUUAGAUUUUAAGGGCGUCGCCACUGAAGGUUUUGGUUGGGUUAAUGCGUCGUACUUGAUUGGAUUGACGUUUUUGGAUCUCUAUGCUCAACGUGCUUUGGGAACAUUGACCCCACCAAGAGUGUUUUUUAAAAACAUGCAUCCAACACAAAGGAAAGGAUACGAAUAG